GUGAUUGAAAGAUACAGGAGUGCUGUCACUUUAUCUUCUCUACAUCGUGGCACGGACUAAGAUAUAUGUAUAUCUACUUAGAUUAAGUUAGUCCGUGCUUUUUAGUUUGCGUUAACUCCUUCUUGGAUUGUUGUCUCUUUUCGAGUGUUAUUACUUCUCUUUAGAAAUCAAUAUUCAAUAAUCAUUACUUUUGCAGUUUGCACGGCGUGUCGGCGAAUUCACUAUUCUUUACUCGUUCGUUUGUGAUUUUUCGUAUUAAUAAUGGAUUUCGUUAAAGUUGUUAAAAACAAACAAUACUGUAAACGUUAUCGAGUCAAAUUCAACAGGCGUCGUGAAGGUAAAACUGACUAUAAUGCACGCAAACAUUUGAUCUUCCAAAACAAGAACAAAAAGCGGUUCCCUGGCUACUAUCUCAUUAAGCGCAUAUUGGGUUUGCGCAUCGCUAAACACAUACAGAAAUUAAUAAAAGAAAAGCCCUACAAUUGGCAUUUAUCUCAUUUCGUUAAAUUGGCAAGGUAUAAAAGUCUACAAAUUUUAACAAAAGAAGCCUAUUUUCGAAGAUUGACGCUUCAAAUUCAAAAGAAAAUCAAGAUAUUAUUAGCUAAUGCUGAAUGCGAACUACGUGUUUUGGAAUCCAAAGCUGCGUAUUUUAAAGAGUUACAAGGCGAAGAGAUGGAAUCCUAA
Messenger RNA from Rhopalosiphum maidis (corn leaf aphid), 684 nucleotides. RefSeq names its product 60S ribosomal protein L5-like. NCBI's taxonomy places the organism in Eukaryota, Metazoa, Arthropoda, Insecta, Hemiptera, Aphididae. The record is from RefSeq and is a predicted model, not a curated record. Gene Ontology annotation, cellular component: cytosolic large ribosomal subunit; ribosome. Gene Ontology annotation, molecular function: structural constituent of ribosome; 5S rRNA binding. Gene Ontology annotation, biological process: translation; ribosomal large subunit assembly. The transcript has 3 exons. The coding region runs from base 262 to 684 and encodes 140 amino acids.